Molecule: messenger RNA, 1365 nt
Organism: Chelmon rostratus (copperband butterflyfish)
Lineage: Eukaryota; Metazoa; Chordata; Actinopteri; Chaetodontiformes; Chaetodontidae
Gene: ptn
Product: pleiotrophin
Exons: 5
Coding region: 92-577 (161 amino acids)
Molecular function (GO): growth factor activity
Source: RefSeq, a predicted model, not a curated record
GGCAGGGCAGCGGGGCAGAGGUGCAGAUGAAAAGAGUCUAGAGAAACUUCUUCAAGCUCUGAUAUACAACUACCAGACCUCCAAAACAAAAAUGAAUGGGCAGAAGCAGUGGACACGGGUGGCUGUGAUGGCACUCCUGGUCCUAACGGUGAUGGCAGCUGAAGGAGGCAAAGCAGAGAAACAAGGAAAGAAGGAGCGCAAGUCGGACUGCGGGGAGUGGCAGUGGAGCGUUUGUGUAGCCAACGAAGGCGACUGUGGACUCGGCACCCGGGAGGGAACGCGCACCGGCACCGACUGCAAGCAGACCAUCAAGACCCAACGCUGCAAGAUCCCCUGCAACUGGAAGAAGAAGUUUGGAGGGGAGUGCAAGUACGACUUCCAGGCUUGGGGGGAAUGCGACCUGGCGACGGGCAAGAAGAACAGGACGGGCGUGCUGAAGCGAGCACUCAUGGAUGCGACCUGCGCUGCCACUGUCACAGCCACCAAGCCCUGCGGGAAAAUCCCCAAGACCAAGCUGCAAGAUGCAAAGAAGCAAAAGAAGGAAGGCAAGAAGCGAGAGCGCGCCCAAAUGGACUGAUGAGGUUGUUUGUCCCGGCGAGGAAGGAAGAAGAGGGUGGAAAGACGUUCACUGCCCUGUUCCAACACGGUUCCUCUUCAUGUGUCCUGUAGGUUGGCAGUAGGAGCCUAUAGAGCUUUGACAAAACCAGUGGAAAUAUGACUUUUAGUGACAAUAUGUUUUGCUUUUUUCUUCUUUUUAGCACCUGAUAAGAAACAACUUGUAUGUCGCGAUAGAAGAUUUAAUACUCAGCGGUAGGGAUGAAUAAUGAAUUUGGACGAGAUUUGUUUUCUAGCGUUCUCACCUAAUGAUGUUAUUUCUAGGAUUGUUUUCUUAAGAACAAAUUGGAUAGGAUUUGUUUUCCAGUUGCAUAGCCUAACUCUAAUUUGGAGAACUCUUUUGUUCCGUGCCCCGACUUAACGAAGCAGUUUGCUCGAAGUGGAGCUCUAAACAUCUUCACUUAAUUAAUUUGAGCAACAAAAAUGAAUAAAUAAAUAAAAGUUGUGCAUUUGCAGUUUUUCAAAUGGCUCAAUGGUAACACUUUCCCCCGUUCCUCUGUGCUAUAUGAUAUUUUUCUUUUAUUUCCGGUAAGAAUAAACAUAAACUUGUUCUUUCUGGAGGCUGCAUGAAAUAGCUAUUGUACAACUGUGCCAACUGUUUUUAGUUUGUUUUCCUUCUGCUGCUCUGUUUUACCUCAAUUUAUACCCACUGAUUUUUACUCUCCAGCUCUCGGCUGUAAAAAAUUAAAGUCUUGACUAUUGUAGUCCUCAGUUGGAGUUAACACCCCCCUUUUGUUUCCUGUUACACUU